Messenger RNA from Penicillium manginii, 1740 nucleotides. RefSeq lists its product as uncharacterized. The record is from RefSeq and is a predicted model, not a curated record. The transcript has a single exon. Bases 1 to 1740 code for a protein of 579 amino acids. Lineage: Eukaryota; Fungi; Ascomycota; Eurotiomycetes; Eurotiales; Aspergillaceae.
AUGCCGGGUCUGGAAGACAUUCCCGCUGAGCUUCUCAGGCAUGUUCUGUCCUUCUUCGUCCUGCCUGCGUCACCCCAAUGGGAGAUCUGGAAUGAAUUCCGCACUGGGCAGUUGAAAGCGGACCCUAAUGAAGAAGAUGAGGAUGAUUAUGAAAGCCUUGACUCUCUAUACAGUAUGUGUCUAGUGUCGAAGAAGUUCCGCGAUAUUGCUCAACCUCUUCUACUUGCCAACUUCACCGAUGAUGGCGCUCUUGGCAGCAUCGAGGAAACCGUCCGCUUUGCAAAUUGCCUCUCUGGUAAUUCAGAUCUCGGUCAAUUCGUUCAGGAUAUCACCAUAGGGAGCCCGAUUAUGUUCGAUCCUGAAAUAUCCGAUGGAGAUUUUGAAGUCUCCGAAGAACAAAUUCAGCUUUUGACGACAGCAAUCAAAGCUCUUGGUCUAGGCGCCGAGGAAGACAAAUGGAUUUCCGCUGUGAAGAACUGCGACAAAUACAGAGACAUCCCUGUCUACGCCGCUUUGAUCCUCAAUAAAACUCCCAACCUUCGUCACCUGGUUAUGCCCGGCACCUUAUCUUCCGUGAACCCUUUCCCAGAACUCUUCCGACGAAACCCUUCGUUUUUGCGCAGGCUUGAAAAGUUUGGGAUGGAAGGCCAAAGGCCAGCCGAGGGCUAUGACUACGCAUCUUAUGCCGAUUUUUUUGCCCUGCCUAGCCUGAAAAUUGUCAUGUUUGAGAAUGGCGAUCUUCAGAGUAGGACAUGUCCAUCAACAUGGGAGCCUAGGACCUUCAACAUAGAGGAGCUCAUUUUCCGCGAUUCCAUGAUUGACGCCGUGUCCCUCGGUAGACUCACGGGUGCAUGCAAGAACCUGAAGGUGUUCCUGCUUAACAACUUCGACGCUCACACCGAACCGAUUGACCAUCCCAACGGGGCAUCGCUCUUCAACGCUGCCGAUGCCCACAAAGCUCUCUUGCCGCAUAAAGACACCCUUGAGCAUUUGCGUAUUGAAUUUCCCAGGGGAGUGCGUGAUUUGAUGGAUUGGCAGCGGUUCCUUUCCAGCCGUGCCAAGAUUGGAUCUCUGCGCGAAUUUUCGGUGCUUAGCGACAUUCAUCUUCAACAAGCGAUCGUUCCGGUCCACCCUCAAUUCCCACCGACGCUCAAGAGGCUCUUCAUUACGGACUGCAACUCUUCUGUCAUCAAUCUUGUCAAAAAUAUCGCGAAGGAUUGCAGGAAAGGUUUGUACCCAGACUUGGUUGAGUUCAGGAUGCUUUCUGUUGAUAUUACACAACCCGUCCAGCUACCUGGCCAGAGAAUUCCAGAAAACAAAACGCCAGAGCAAGCUCAUCAGUCUCUUGUGGAUCUAUUCAAAGAUACCAAGGUAGAAUUUUGCAUAGCGCCAUUUAAUCAGCCUAGUAUGGAUGAGAUGCUCAUGGAUGCCUACGGCGGUGACUAUGACGAUGAUGAGGAUUGGGACGAUGACGGUGAAUUCGAUGAAAAUAUUCUCUAUGAUCACGAUCCGGCCUCUGGACUUGAAAUUGAAGAUCCGAUCAGGGAUGCAUUGAGGGAUUCAAUGAGGGCUGCGCGUUUGGGCGGAGCUGGACGAGGUGGGGGCGGAGCUGGAGGGGGCGGAGGUAUAGGUGGGCCCAAUGGCCCAAUGCCUCCAGGGCUUCUUGAAUAUUUUAUGCAACGUGCUAUGCAGGAUCCUGACUUCGCACACUUACAUCGACCUUCGGGGGGAAACAGGUGA